Exserohilum turcica Et28A is the source of this 2879-nucleotide messenger RNA. RefSeq lists its product as uncharacterized. The transcript has a single exon. Gene Ontology annotation, molecular function: transmembrane transporter activity. Gene Ontology annotation, biological process: transmembrane transport. The record is from RefSeq and is a predicted model, not a curated record. Bases 156 to 2621 code for a protein of 821 amino acids. NCBI's taxonomy places the organism in Eukaryota, Fungi, Ascomycota, Dothideomycetes, Pleosporales, Pleosporaceae.
UCAUAUAUCAAGACGAGCUGCUCGACACUCACGCACGCGCAGCCUACCAGCUGAGGUCCACAUACACGGAGCUUCGGCGCCACCACGACGCACCCCCCUCACCCAUUGACCGAGGACCGAUAAGGAAGAAUCAAUAUUGAUAUUGGCAAGGCGGCAUGGCGCUCCCUCCAAUCGUACCGCGGUUUCGCAGGGGCCCAGGCCCGGUGUCUCCCGUCUCAGCUCGGACGUCUAGCGACUUUACCUUUACGGAUGCAGCGUCGUCUCGCGUCAUUUCCCUUGACGAGCGCAAUUUGAUUGCAAGUAUAAUCGCCGAUCUUUCCGACAGCUGCGAGACGGCUUUUGCUCGAGCACAUUUCCAAGCACACGAGUGGGGCCCACGGUAUUCACAUCUGCGAGAGCAAGAUUGCUACGACCGACCAUAUAGCAGACGAUCGCGACCACGGACCCAAGGCACCGCCACAUCAUACACGCCUUCAAAUCUGCGCGAGGACCUCCGUGAGAUCCGACCCUAUCUGCGUGAAAGCACAUUGAUGGCACUAGAAGGAAUAUUAGCAAACGGCAUCGGUAUCAGAGACAACAUGGCUAAAACCCCCAAAACCCCACUCACUCCACUCACUCCUUUGUCACCGCAGUCAGAAGAGGGCUACUACGUGCCCGUUAUACUCGACUCCUCCCACCCGUCCGGACGCUCGACCAGAACAAACAGCGUCAAGUUCGACGACUACGUGGACGAGCCUGGAGCUUCGACACGCGACAAGAGACCGAGUGCUAAGAGCAUCUUGCGAAACGCCCAUAACGCAAUGGACGAACAGCCAGACAGCCAGCAGCCGCCUGCUGAAGGCGAAACGGCUCCCAGGACACCGGCCGCGCCCGUCUACCCAUCAAAAGCGAAAACGGCAGUCAUCAUGGUGUCACUGUACAUUUCCAUUUUUCUCGUGGCUCUCGACCGGACAAUCAUGGGCCCUGCGAUUCCAGCUAUUACAAACACGUUCAACAGCAUAGACGACAUUGGAUGGUACGGCAGCGCGUACAUGCUCACAGCCGCGGGCUUCAUUCUGCUGUACGGCCGCGUCUACACGUUUUUCUCCACCAAGGCGGUUUUCCUGUCUGGCAUCGUUUUGUUCGAGGUUGGCAGCGUGAUUUGCGGCGCGGCCACGAGCAGCACCAUGCUCAUCAUCGGGCGAGCAAUUGCAGGUCUCGGCAGCAGCGGCAUCUUCACGGGCGCCAUUCUCAUCAUGCUCAACACGGUUCCGCUCGAAAAGCGGCCUAUGCUGCAGGGCCUUUUCGGCGCGUGCUUUGGUGUCGCGUCCGUGGCUGGGCCCUUGCUCGGCGGCGCCUUCACUCAGAGCUCGGCUGGGUGGAGAUGGUGCUUUUGGAUCAAUCUGCCGCUGGGAGGCAUCACCCUUUUGGUUGUGUUUUUCAUGCUCAAGCUGGAAGAGAACAAGUCGAAGCUCAAGACGUGGGGCGAAACGAUACGACAGCUCGACCCCGUGGGCACCGCGCUCUUUCUGCCAUCCAUCACCUGUCUGCUGCUCGCGUUGGAAUGGGGCGCGGCGGAUUACCCGUGGUCGUCACCGAGAAUAGUUGCUCUUCUGGUCGUCUUUGCGGUGCUCCUCGUUGCUUUCAUUGCAUGGCAAUACUUUACUCGCCACACAACGGCUACUAUUCCUGCACAUAUCGUCCUUCAACGGAGCGUGGCUUGUGGCGGCGCCUCGCAGUUUUGCGUGGGAGCCACGAUGCUUACGGUUUCGAUAUACAUUCCCCUCUGGUUCCAGGCGAUCAAGGGUGUUUCAGCAAUGCAGUCUGGAAUCAACACCAUCCCGCUCGUUCUCUCGGUGGUGGUUGGCUCCAUCCUCUCUGGUGGCCUGGUCCAGCGUUUUGGCUACUACACUCCGUUUAUGAUUGUUGGGUCCAUUCUGAUGGCUCUCGGUGUUGGUCUCAUCACCACCUGGACCAAAAACACGGGUACCGGCAUGUGGAUCGGGUACCAGAUUAUUGUGGGCUUCGGAGUGGGAAGCACCAUGCAGCACCCCAACAUUGCGGUCCAAACGGUGUUGCGGAAGCAGGACGUGCCAAUCGGCACGGCUAUUCUCUCGCUGUGCCAGACACUGGGUGGAGCCGUCUUCACGGCAGUGGGCCAAAACUUGUACAUUAGCAAGUUCACUGAGGGCUUGGAGGCGAUUGGCGGCAUCGUCCCCCAGCGCGUGCUUGGUGCCGGAGCAACCGACCUCACCAAGCACGUUCCGCCGGAGAUUGUCGAUAGGGUCCUAGACGCAUACAAUGUAGCGUUGACCAAGGGAACCUUCUUCGCGGCUCUCAUCAUUGCCUGCUUCGCACUGCCAGCGGCACUGGGCAUGGAAUGGCGCAGUGUCAAGAACAAGCAGGAGGCGCAACGCGCACCCACAGAUGUGGAAAAACAAGCACCUGAUUCCCAGCAGCCUCAGAGCGUCCUGAGGACCUCGGAAUCCGGCAGCUCAGAGGCAGACGAUGUCAGUACCCCGUUGCCUCCUCCGCCAGUGCCGUCGUGGCGGAAGACGUUCCGAGCCAGCGGGCACUUCUCGUCGUACCUGACGGCCAAGGUCAACCCCGAUCUCCGUGGUGAAUUGCGCGCGUCCAGAUAGACGGGCGGCGAGGGCGAGUCUAAUGUAUAAUCUGCCAAUCCCCCCCCCCAAACAAGAGGUUCGCGUGGCCACGCGAGGGCCAUUCGAGUCAUUUCCAUUCCUUUACAUGCGCGCCCGGCCGCUUCCGGGCAGCAUGUGCAUAUUUCCUAAUCACCACGUGUAUAGUAGAGGUAAAUGAAGCAAAAAAGCGUAUGUACGUAGUUUAUCUGUCCACGGGGCACAUGUUUAUGCAGCAACCAAUAUUUUAUUUUGUCGUCG